CAGCACCUGUGGUUCGAGAUCUCAAGCAGAUCUGUGGACGAUGGAUGGUGAAGAGCGACCACCCGUGAAAUGUUGCUGAGCUGAACCAAAGAUAUGCUCAAACGAGCCAACAGCCUUCCCAGCAGCCGAUUUUUGCGCCAUGUGUGCCUUGCGCUCGCCCUCGGCCUCACAGGCAGCCUCACCGAGCCCGCCGCAUUCGUCGCCCCGUCACCGAGGACUCCCUGGCUUCUGCAGCAGACCACCCGGAGUCGCCACAUGCGUCUGCACAGCAGGUGGCGGCACAGCAGCAGAAUGCCAUCACGAGACCAGCCCGUGCACCCGAGAAGCGAGGCAUCUGACGAUGAAGGUGAUGGAGAGGCGGGCUGGCCUGACCAGCUCAUGAGGCGAUUUCUGGAGACCAGCUCGUCCGUGAUUGGGGAUUUUUCACGCUCCGUGUGGGUGUUGGCUGCCCUGCCUCUGCUCUGGCUGAUUGCUGAUCCGAGCUGGAUCACAUCGCUCUCGUCCUCCGUCGGCCAAGUGCUGCAAACCAGCCACACGACCACAUCAUCGACAGCAGCGGGAGGAGAUGCCCGUCCUGUGUCCCUCUGGCCGCCCCCCGCGUAUGCGGACGAUGAGCUGCGGAAGUUUGCGGACAACGGCAACCCGGUGGCUGUGGACCCGCUGUGCUUCGUGCGUCGGUGUCAGCUGCAGACCAAGGCGUGUGCUGCCGACCGGUCCUGCAUGAAGGGGCUCACCUGCCUCGCCAGAUGCAGGGGCGACUCCAUGUGCUCUACCAGUGAGUGGAUGAUGGAGAGGCAGAUCAGGGAGAAACAGAUAGACGAGGAGGGUGUGUUGGUCGGUGUGUGUAGGUUGCUUUUCCCGUUUCGGGUCGAGCACAUUGGAUGCGUUUCUGACGUGCAGUGUGGAGAAGGAGGGGUGCGUCAAUGUGCCGCGGGACCUGGGGCCCGCCACGUGGACAUCACCCAAGGAAGACCAGGCACCGUAGGCGACACAGACAGACAGACAGACAGACAAACCACACCACACCACACGGGCACCGCAUCUCUAUCUACGCGGCGUUGUUCUGUGUGUGUGACGUAUAGUGGCCCCGUUGAUGAUUUCGACGUCGCAUCGAUGGAGGGUACCUGGUACAAGGUGCUCGGCAUGAACUCACGGUCAGCCAGCAAAGAGGGCGGAGGAAAUGGACACAGAAAGACGUCACCGGCUGCCCUGCCCCACUUUCCUGUGCGGGUGUGGUGUGCAGGUACGACUGCUUCGACUGUCAGAAGAACACCUUCACGCCAGCUGAAGAGCCAAACAGUGAGGGAGCAGAUAUGUCAGUCUCUUUGGUGUCGAUGCAUGUGUGACAUGCAAUCCUCGUUCGUGUCGUGUGUGUUGUCUGUCUGUCUGUCUGUCUGUGCAGAGCCGUGGCGUGUCGCUGUGGAGUUCAGUCUGCCUCGUCCGCGUGGCGGUGCGUGGAACAACCGCGUUAGCGAGGACAUGUUCCCGGAGGCCACACCAGACAUGCGCAAGCAGAGGAGCUACCGCACCAAAGGAGAAAUGUUCGGACUCACUUUCUGGGAAAACUGGUGAGCUCAGCUCAGUGGACCCUCCCUCCCAUCACCCACACCCACUCACCCACCCACCGCACACACACGUGUGCUGACCGAUCCAUGUGGCCUCAGGUACAUUAUCGGCCAGCGUGACGAGGGCCCCGACCCCUACAAGUUCGUCUACUACACGGGCCACACGCUCCAGGGCAACUACCGCGGCGCGUUCGUCUAUGUCCGCACUCCCACCUUACCCCAGAGCAUCGUGCCAGAGCUCACCCAGGUGGCCGAGCGGGCCAAGCUCAAACUGGCCGACUUCUGCGUCAUCGAUAACGACAAAGUCGGAAGGAGGCAAGACGGAGAGAGGGAAAGGGAGAGGGAGAGGGGGGGCAUGCGGCUGGCGAGGACCACCGGCAAGGCAGCCAAGGAAGACAUUGAUCGAGGUGGGUGGGUGGGAGAUGAACCAGGCAGGCAUUCUUUUGUGAACCGACCAUCGAUCCAUCAAUCUCUCCCUCCAUCCAUGUAUGUGUGUGUCAGAUGCGAACCUGCGUUGGUUCACGAGUCGGUCCAUCCCGUUGUGGAACUACCGCUUCUUCGAGCUGACUCGACUGCUGGCCGAGGAGUUCAGCGACUGGUUCGAAGACCCUUCCAUCACCUCACAGUGGCUCGUCGAACAGCAAAGACGGUACGUGACACACUUCACUUCAUCCCCCAGAAACACCCACCACCCACACCCUCACCAUAAUUGCCCUCAAGAUUACCCUCCGGUUUGUCUGUCCAUCCAGGGUGAUCCUGACUCAGCCCUUUGCCGUGUCGCCCUUCGCAGAGAACCCCUUGGGCACCGACGCGUCCGUCAACAUCGACCCCACCGAGUAUCUCCUCAGCUCCGGCAACGUCCGCAACGAGCAGCUCCGCGAGAAGGUCGAGACGCUCGAGGAAAUCUUCGAUGCCAAGGCCACUGUCGACCCCAUGGACACCUCAUCGGUGGAAGGGCUGCUUUCUCUCAAUGGUGAGGCGAUGCCCGUGGAGGUGCUCAACACCAGAGGGCGCAGCAGCAGCCCCUUCACGACCACCCCAGCAUCACGGCGGAUGUCACUCAUGCUGGCCAGGCGGGGAGCGGACGGAUCGGCCGUGCGGCCUCCGUCGCAACUGGACAUCCCCCCUCUCCCCGAUGAGCUGGAGAUGGAGGUCUUGCUUCCGCCAGCGCAGUUCCUCACCGCCGAGCAGCGGGCCUUCAUCCGGCAGUACUCGAGGCGGCCCUGCCUCUACAGGCCGACCACACAACAGCAGCAGCAGCAGCAGCCGUCGACGGCUGCUGCGUCUGCGUCGAGGGUGCUGCCGGGAUGGCUGGGCCGCAUCACCAAUGUCAACAACAGGGUGCCGACGGGCGGGCCGGGGAUGGCCGAGGCCGCCAUGCCCUGACGGACAUUGCCAGCCCACGUAGUUAGAUACAUCCUGUAGCUAAUGGGCCACGCAGGCUGGCAGGGAUUUUUAAGGCUUUCUCAUUACCACUAGCUAGCUAGUAUUAUGAUCCAUCCAUCCAUACGCUGGUUGUUUGUGUUGCCUUUGCUGCUGAUAAGGUGUGGUUUGUGUGGUGGGUGGUUUGUGUGGAUGUACAGGGGGCAAUACGGGCGGGGGGCAGCUGGUUGUGGAUACACAGCACCCAUCGCAUCGCAGCGAUCGAGGGAGGGCUGUGACUAGCGUAGACAGAGAGAAACAGAGAGAGAGAGAGAGCCCUGAGUGUUGUGGAUAGACAGACAGCGAGCGACAGGAUCAUACAUGUUUGCUGCGGGCGUCAUUUCGAGGCGAGAGUAGGCGAGAGUUCGGUUGACGAGUCGAUUGAUUGUACGAGAAAGGGGGCAUUCAUUCAAAACGGACGGACGGCUGCACGCAUGCAUCGAUGGGCGUGGCAUGCGCCGCUCGAGUCAGUCAGUCAGUCAGAGUUUGGACGGACACAAACCCAUAAGUAGUACUGAAUAGAAUAGAAGGGUGCGGUGCGAUCAACCAUGCCGCCACCACACCAGGAC
Molecule: messenger RNA, 3556 nt
Organism: Vitrella brassicaformis
Lineage: Eukaryota; Vitrellaceae
Source: the annotation of a GenBank genome assembly